Drosophila arizonae is the source of this 2868-nucleotide messenger RNA. RefSeq names its product BAG domain-containing protein starvin (gene stv). Gene Ontology annotation, cellular component: membrane; cytoplasm; nucleus. Gene Ontology annotation, molecular function: protein-folding chaperone binding; adenyl-nucleotide exchange factor activity. The record is from RefSeq and is a predicted model, not a curated record. Gene Ontology annotation, biological process: protein stabilization. NCBI's taxonomy places the organism in Eukaryota, Metazoa, Arthropoda, Insecta, Diptera, Drosophilidae.
AGUUGCGUUCAGUCAACGAGCAACAUUUGCGGCGAGCAGUGGUCGUAAACGUGAAUUUGUAGACUAACGGAAAAGUGGCCUUACGUGGUUUGUGCGUGUGUGUGCGUUCAGCAGCAAUGUGCAAAAAUAUUUUUAUCUAUUGGUGUUGUAUAUUUAAAUUGAAUAUAUAAAUAAAAAGCAUCAUUCUAAGCGUACAUGAGAUAUAGCCACAGUGAGAGAGAGAGAGAGAGAGAGAGAGCGCGUGACUACGAAGAGAGAACUUGAAGUGGCCAACGGAAGUACGUAAGAGCAAAAAGUGUCGAAAUUGCAUUUGUGUGCGUGUGCUUAACGUUGAACGCUGAACGCUGAACGCUAAACAGCUGCCGUGGCUGUUAGAAAGUGUAGCCAAAGAGUGACAUCACGUCAGCCGUUACGGAUACGAUUGCGAGGAGAAUAAGUUGCAAUUAGCAAUCUGUUUCAUUGCUGUGGAAAAGUCGCUGAGAUAAUCCCCACAAGCGGAGCUGUCGAAAAGCCAUACAAGAAAGUGUGGCUAAUUUGAAAAUCGAACCAGCCGCAACAAGACGUCAGCCGGCUGCAGAACGUACGAGAAUUAACGGGCAAACACAUUGUCGCUCUCAAGGUGAACCUGCCUGCCGAACGUACAAACAGCGGCAACGGCAGUGGCAGCAGCAGUAGCAGCCACAGUAGCAGCAGAGGCAGAGCCAGAAGCAGAAGCAGCAGUAGCAAAAAAACUCAAUUCAAUUUAUUUCGAAAUUAAUCGCAGCGCUUCGAGACGGAAACAGAAAGUGACGAAAAGAGACGCUUGUGGCAGCCAAAAUGAAGCCCUCUGUGAUAGCAGCAAAUCAAGCUAGCGCAGGCAGCGCAGCCGGUGGUAACAGCGGCGGCAGCAACGGCAGCGGCAACGGGGCGCCCGCAGGGGCCGGCGUCAGCAUACCCAUCAGCCGUGAGUACGUUGGGAUUGGAGGGGAGCACAGCGCCUCGCCCCAGCAGCACUAUGCCCAGCAGCGUGCGCCGCCGCAGUUCUACAACAGCCAGCCAGCGUACGGAUCACCGCGACAGCAGCAGGUUCCUCCAAAUCAGCCGCAGCAACAUUUUCAGCCCUUUGGAUUUGAACCGGMCAUGGACAUGGACAUGGAAAAUAUGUUUGGACGGUCACGGUUGGGCCGUCUAAACAACGAUCCCUUCGCUGGCUUUGGAGGCACACGUAAGCGGAAUAGUUUGCACGAUCCCCAUAUUCCCACCCAUCCCCAGGCACACUCAAUGCAUGCUGACGAUGACUUUUCUCAUUAUUUUGACGAUGCCGCAGACUUUGGAUUUCCGCAAUUUUCAACACUUGGCCGGCGCGCUCGCGCAUCCGGCGGCGCCAACAGCAGUAUAGAGCCGGACGAUGAUUUCUUUCACAGACUGCCAUCGGAGUUCCGUCAAUACAUACCAGAGGGGUUCGCCAGCCGUCGAGCUGUCCCAUCUCAGCAGCGUCCACAGCCGUCGCAGCAGUACUACCAGCAAGAGUUUGGUGUGCCCCAGCAGCCGGGAUCGGCGGCAUCGACUGGACAACCGCAGGGGCCACAGUCGCCCUCGAAGCGGCUUUGCGAUGCCGCAAUUCAAACGGACGACCCCGCUGGCCGCUCGGAGGUCGAUUGCGCACCAACUGUGAAUCUAAGCCAGCAUGGACUGCGCAACACCAUGGACAUGGGCGUGAAGAGCACCGCUGAACAAGAGCAAGGGCCGCGUUCGCACUCAGCGCCGCCACCUGAGCAACAGCAGCUAAAUCAGCAGUACCAGCAACAGACGAAUCCACCACAAUUCAGCACGCAGACCAGUCCACCAGCGCAGCCAAACCUGGGAACGGGCCAGCCGCAAUUUCAUAAGACUUACUAUGCCCCGCAGCAGCAAGCGCAUCCCCAGCAGAAGCAGCAGACACCGCCGCUUCCUCAAACACCCGGCGGCAGCAACGUUCGCACCAUACCGAUUUUCGUGGAGGGUCGUGCAGAGCCCGUUAUCAAUGCCCAUAAGGAGAUACCAAAUCAGAGUCAUUCAGGUGCCGGUCAAGCUCACUCGCAGGCCUGGUCCCAGGCACAUCAUGCACCAACGCAGCCCAGUCAACAGCAGCGUCCUGCUCCACUUAAUACUCAGCAGCCGCAAGGCGACCAGCAAUUGCAGACGGACGCUGGUGCCGGUGUGCCGCCGCAGACCCCGCAUACGGUAGACUCGAUCAAAAAGAUUCAGGACAUACAGCGCGAUGUGCUGGAUCUAAUGGCCAAGGUGGAGCAGUUCAAAGGCACUCGCCAAGACAAGGAAUACGUAUACCUGGACGAGAUGCUCACACGCAAUCUUCUUAAGCUAGACACCAUUGACACAAACGGCAAGGAUAGCAUUCGGCUAGCGCGUAAAGAAGCUAUCAAAUGCAUACAGGCAUCAGUUAAUGUGCUAGACGCCAAAGCUGAGGAAAACGGCAGAAGAACAUCUGGAGUGGAGGAAAAUGCAGUCAGUGCCGAGGCAGCAGGUUCAGCACUCGCCAAAGAGGAAGAGCCUUCAGCGAACGCUGAACCUGCUACCCCGCAGCCCUUGGAUGCAACCAAAAUCCAAGAUCCUAUACCUCUACCACCGCCGCAGAGUAACGCAGAGAUAGCCGCUGACCAAUCCACAACAGAAUCACAAGCUGCGUCAACCGAUUCAAAGGAAUCACCCAAAGCUGAGAUCACAACAGUAACACAGUCAUCGGAAUGAUUGUCAAGGCACCUGUACAGCACCGCUUCGAAGCAGCUAUACAAAUUAACCAAAAUGAAAUCAAAAUAAUGGGGGAGCUAAAAAAUGAUUUUUUAAUAUAUCGGAGGCAAGCGGCACUUUCUUGAUGAAAGAACAUCUGAA